AAAAACAUAUCUUAAAACAUCUUUCAUUCAAGUACAGUAUAUACAAAAAGACUUCCACACAGUUAGAAAAAAAAACUCCUAUUGAUCAUCAUGUCAUCUCUCUUUGCGUCCUUCUUUGGUUGCUUUGUUCCAAAAUCAGGCUCACGUAUCAGCUCAACUGAUGCGAGUAACUUGGAAGAUUUGUCCUUGAAGAAACCAAAAAGCAAAUCUCCGAGAGCUCCUAUUGUCGUGUCUUAUUUUCCAGCAGGUUCGAACCUUUCGCGACUGUAAGUGUCGUCACAUUAGAAUUGAAGCGCAGAGAAGAUGAAGUGUUUGGAUGUUUUUUCUUUCUUUCUUCUUUUAAAACUUUUGGAUAAUGAAGUGUUGGGAUAUUGACAUGUUGUUGUUACCCGAAGGCUUUAUUUUUGUUUGUUCAUUUUAUUGUUUUGUUAUGUACAUAUAGACCACUUUAAUUAAUAGCAUCAUAUAUAUAUGUA
Molecule: messenger RNA, 476 nt
Organism: Capsella rubella
Lineage: Eukaryota; Viridiplantae; Streptophyta; Magnoliopsida; Brassicales; Brassicaceae
Exons: 1
Coding region: 91-270 (59 amino acids)
Source: RefSeq, a predicted model, not a curated record